GAAGCUCUGACCAUUACCCAACAGAUCUGAUGCUGCUACUACUCCUGCUCUUGGAUUAGGACCGGGAGGGAAUAUGCGUAAGUUCAUCGGUUCGUUCGAUCUGCGGAAGGAGAAAGUCACCGAAUAGAAGACCGGACCACGUACAAGUGGAGGGAGAGUUAAGGACAGGAAAGGAAAGCGGAGGGGAAAACGGGAGGUGGCAAGAGAUUGAGGGGGAGGGAGGCAGGGUGCCAAUUGAUUUGGUCUUUGAUUGGCCAGUCGGGGAGGGAGAGUGAUUGAUAGAGGGAGGGAGGCGAGGGGAUGAUCAAUCGAUGAAUACCAGGGAGGAGACCGAGAUCGAGAUCGAGAAAGGAGGGGCAUGCGCAUUGCACAUGCGAGGAGUGGUUUCAGGCGAUCGUGCAACAAUCUGGUGAGAAGGACGACCUGGCACAGCGGCAGCUCCCGGGGAGCGGGCUGGGCAAUUGGCUGGGGGGAUACACAGGGCGCACUUGGUUGACAGACAGAUAGACAGACAGACAGGGUCGCGAUUGGUGUGGCUGCUCCGACUGACCGACUCCAAUCGGGGCUGACUGGCUGGGCUGGGGCUGGGGCUGGUCCGGGCUUGACGUUGAGCUCGGCUCGGGAGGAGCUGCGCGUGCGCUGCUUGUGAGCGAGAGUGAGUGUGAAUUGCCUUGUUGCAAAGCAUGGACAAUAGAGAGGCGAGGUGUGCGAGAGACCGGUUUCUCGGAUCGCGAGCUGAUCGUCAAUUGGAGAACGAUUGGAAUUGAUUUGCACCUCGAGAGGCCUGGAGGCCGAGGUGUUGGUCAUCACGUGAAGAGCGGACGAUAGAGAGAAGGGAGACUGAGUGAGAGUGUGCGUAUGCGUAUGAGGGACUGCGAGACCCAGUGAGCGAGCGAGGGAUUAAGCCAUAGAGUGAGGUUGAGAGGGAGAGUGGUCUAAAAGGUUUAGAGAAGGCGAAAGGAAGGUAGUUUGGGAAGAGAAGGGGUGCACGAAGUUGGUGCAGGACAACGUUGGAAGCAGGGGGACGGCAACAGAAAAGUGUGGUGGUGCAAGGGAAGCGUGUAAGAAGAAGCUUUAAAGAAGGAAAAGGCGCUGGAUUCGAAGAAUUUUACUUCGACUUCUUGUAGUGAUGAAGGAGCGGGAGCUAGAGAGGUAGAUUAGAGGUUUAGUGCAGGUUUAGAUCAGAACGCCGUUUAGAAUUGGUAAUGGUGGGGCUUUUGCUCGUGACACAAGAAGCAGAGACUGCGUAAAACAGGAGGGACGAGUGUGCGGAAGGAGGCAAGAACCCGAGGAAUUGUACAGGAUUUAGCAUGGGUGGAUGCUUAUCGGCACCACAUCCUGGCCGAGCCCGAAAGGCAAAGGCGCAACAGGUUGCGGGACAGGACAGUGCCGAGAAUUCAGCUAACGCUAGCGCUCCUCCUCAACAACCGAAGAAGGUUACGCCGAGGAAGUCUCCGACAAAAAAUAACACACCAAAAAAGAAGACUACCGAGAGGAAACGAUCGAGAAUCACCGUCAAUCAUAUUAAGGAUAAUACUAGUCAGGCCUCCAUCCCCCUAGGCAAGCGCACCAAUUUUGGAUACGAACGCGAAUUCAAGACCAAGUACAAGCUAGGAAAGCUUCUGGGCCAUGGACAGUUUGGAUACACUUAUGCCGCUGUGGAAAUUAGUACAGGGCUCAAGGUGGCAGUAAAAACCAUCGAGAAGAAGCAGAUGCUUUUGCCAAUAUCGGUGGACGACGUGAAGCGGGAAGUGGAGAUCUUGGGAACGCUAUCAGGGCACGAGAAUGUUGUUCAGUUUCAUGCAGCAUUUGAAGAUGAUGACCUCGUCUACAUUGUCAUGGAGCUUUGUGAAGGCGGGGAGCUUUUGGACAGGAUUCUUUCAAAGAAGGACAGCCGUUACAGUGAGAAGGAUGCUGCAAAAAUUGUAAGGCAGAUGUUGAAAGUCGCAGCCCGAUGCCAUCUCAAUGGUGUGGUUCAUCGUGACAUGAAACCAGAGAACUUUUUGUUCAAGUCUCAGAAAGAGGACUCACCGCUCAAAGCUACAGAUUUUGGUCUUUCGGAUUACAUCAAGAUAGGGAAGAGAUUCCAAGAUGUCGUGGGAAGCGCAUACUAUGUGGCUCCCGAGGUCUUGAGAAGAAAAUCAGGACCUGAGUCAGAUGUAUGGAGCAUAGGGGUCAUCACCUACAUUUUACUAUGUGGAAGACGUCCCUUUUGGGCUAAAGAAGAACAGGGUAUAUUCAAUGAGGUGUUGAAGAAGAAGCCCGAUUUUAAGGAAAAGCCAUGGCCGUCAAUAAGCGCCAGCGCUAAGGACUUUGUGAAGAAGUUGUUAGUGAAGGACCCGAGGGCGAGACUUACUGCAUCACAAGCGUUGUCACAUCCCUGGGCCAGGGAAGGAGGAGAUGCUUCUGAUAUUCCAUUGGAUAUCUCAGUUCUUUCAAAUAUGCGUGAAUUUGUGAAAUAUAGUCGACUCAAGCAAAUGGCUCUUAAGGCUCUGGCUAGCACUCUGGACGGAGAAGAAAUUGCAGAUUUGCGGGAUCAAUUCGAUGCUAUUGACAUGGACAAAAACGGAACAAUAACUCUCGAGGAAAUCAAACAAGCCCUCGCUAAAGACACGCCUUGGAGCGUGAAAGAAACUCGAGUUGUAGAAAUCCUGAAAGCAAUGGAUAGCAACAGAGAUGGAAUGGUCGAUUUUGAUGAGUUCGUGGCAGCUACGCUACAUGUGCACCAGUUGGAGGAAUCUGAUACUGAUAAGUGGCAACGGCGCUCACGAGCUGCUUUUGAAAAGUUUGAUUUCGAUAAAGAUGGUUUCAUCACAGCUGAAGAACUCAAAGUUGUGUUGCAGGCCACCGGGACGAAAGGAAAUAUGGAAACUUUGUUGGAAGAAGCGGACACCGAUGGAGAUGGAAGGAUAAGCUUACCAGAGUUUCAAAGGCUUUUGAGGCAAGCAAGCCUAGGGUCUAGAACGAACGGUAGUGGAAGCUUACAACACUUCCACCGUGGCAAAUAGGCAACGAGGUCGUGUUGUAGUUCCCACUUUUUUUUUCUUAUACUUCCAACACGUACUUCAGUCAUUUGAACGUAUACCCCGAAGGAAGUCCCGGCUCAUUCAGUAAGCUAAGAGGAGUGAUGGUUAGUGUACAAGGUUGUAGAUAGCUCAAAUAGACCGGCUGGUUGGGAAUCAUUCAUACAUCUGAUCGGGAAGAUCAGGAAAAGAAUUGUAUGUUUAGUAGAAGUGAUAGGUAUCUGUUCCCGCUGAAAUUUGUUGUCCAAGAUGCUCCAUCAUUGUUUUAGAAGUGAGGCGCGUAGAGGAUGCAGGGCAUCCUUUCCUCUCCAGCUGGAGAGGUGCACAAUGUAACUUAGUACUCACUUUCGUAAUUUAUACUGUGUGAACAACUGCUAAAUUGGCAAACAUUUCAAUACUCAUCAAAAUGCCGAAGCUGUGAGGGAUGUAUGAGGUGGGAUAUAUUUGGCAAUAUUAUAUUUUGGACUUGAUAUUCAGGACUUACUCUGACUUGACUGGAAAAGUACACGCCAAUUCCUAGAAGAUUACUACAGGAACUGCGGCAUCAAGUGUCGAGAAGAUCUUCGCUUUAAACGAGUCGAGUUCGCACAUAUGCCCCAGUGGUACUGUUGCAGAAACCAUCACUGCAAAUGACAGGAGUUCUCAUACAUUUCAUUCUUUCCCGAAGCAGACUAAUGUCAUCCAUCAAGUGUAUCCAUCAGCCAGAUUCCAUCCGCUGCACAGCUAGUAAGGGAAUGUACUCAGGUUAAGUAGAAAGUGCCACUUGAUAGUGACACUUGCUACUGCAACCUACUGCUACAAACUUCAAUGACUUAUCAAGAGGUAUCUCUCCAGUUCUCAUUAUUAUCCGGCUCAGUCUCCAUCAGUACAGCCAAACAUGGGGAGUAUGUCGCAGUGAGGCCUUGUAC
Molecule: messenger RNA, 3931 nt
Organism: Marchantia polymorpha subsp. ruderalis
Lineage: Eukaryota; Viridiplantae; Streptophyta; Marchantiopsida; Marchantiales; Marchantiaceae
Source: the annotation of a GenBank genome assembly